Molecule: messenger RNA, 612 nt
Organism: Linum trigynum
Lineage: Eukaryota; Viridiplantae; Streptophyta; Magnoliopsida; Malpighiales; Linaceae
Source: the annotation of a GenBank genome assembly
AUGGCGACCAAAGUGUACAUCGUAUACUAUUCCAUGUAUGGGCAUGUGGAGAAACUUGCAGAGAAAAUAAAGGAAGGAGCUGCAUCUGUUGAAGGUGUUGAAGCCAAAUUAUGGCAGGUUCCCGAGACUCUGCCAGAAGAGGUCCUCACAAAGAUGAGUGCACCAACAAAGAGUGAUGUACCAUACAUCACACCAAGCGAGCUCCCUGAUGCUGAUGGAUUCGUCUUUGGCUUCCCAACCCGAUUCGGAAUGAUGUCUGCCCAAUUCAAAGCAUUUAUGGACGCAACUGGAUCUCUUUGGAGGACACAGCAGCUGGCUGGCAAGCCUGCUGGCAUAUUCUACAGCACUGGUUCUCAAGGUGGUGGCCAAGAAACCACGCCAUUGACUGCAAUCACUCAGCUUGUUCACCACGGAAUGAUAUUCGUCCCCAUCGGCUACACAUUUGGUGCCGGCAUGUUCGAGAUGGAGAAGGUGAAAGGCGGCAGUCCUUACGGAGCCGGAACUUUUGCAGGCGACGGAUCGAGGCAGCCAUCGGAGCUCGAGCUGGAGCAGGCCUUCCACCAGGGGAAGUACAUUGCCGCAAUCACAAAGAAGCUCAAGGGUGCGGCCUAA